Molecule: messenger RNA, 2868 nt
Organism: Aspergillus thermomutatus
Lineage: Eukaryota; Fungi; Ascomycota; Eurotiomycetes; Eurotiales; Aspergillaceae
Product: coatomer subunit beta
Exons: 5
Coding region: 1-2868 (955 amino acids)
Biological process (GO): intra-Golgi vesicle-mediated transport; intracellular protein transport; endoplasmic reticulum to Golgi vesicle-mediated transport
Cellular component (GO): cytoplasm; COPI vesicle coat
Molecular function (GO): structural molecule activity
Source: RefSeq, a predicted model, not a curated record
AUGGCGUCAUUUCUGGAAAAUGCCUACAGCUUGGUCCAUUUGGACAAUACUGCUGAUCAGCCAGCUGUACAGGAGCUGAAAUUGCAACUAGAGAAGGGCAAUGAUGAGACGAAGAUGGAAACAAUGAGGCGGAUCAUCACAAUCAUGCUGAAUGGCGACCCGAUGUCCCAACUCCUCAUGCACAUCAUUCGCUUUGUCAUGCCGUCGAAGAGCAAGCCUCUCAAGAAGUUACUCUACUUCUACUACGAAAUCUGCCCGAAGCACGACGCCAAUGGUAAACUCAAGCAGGAGAUGAUCUUGGUGUGCAAUGGUAUUCGCAAUGACCUCCAGCAUCCCAAUGAAUAUAUUCGAGGCAACACUCUCCGCUUUCUAUGUAAGCUCCGUGAGCCGGAGCUCAUCGAACCCCUCCUCUCGUCGGCACGCUCAUGCCUUGAACAUCGCCACGCAUAUGUGAGAAAAAAUGCAGUUUGGGCGGUGGCUUCCAUUUUCCAACAUUCGGAGUCCCUCAUCCCAGACGCGCCAGAACUGAUUCAAACAUUCCUCGAGUCGGAGACGGAUAGUACUUGCAAGCGCAAUGCGUUCGCUGCUCUGAUGUCCAUCAGCCACCAGAAGGCUCUUGAAUACCUGGCCACCACUUUUGACAGCAUUCCGAAUACAGACGAAUUACUUCAAUUGGCGGAGCUUGAGUUCAUCAGGAAGGAUGCGGUGCAGAACACUCAGAACAAGGGAAAAUACUUGCGUCUCAUCUUUGAUCUACUAGAGGCAUCGACAAGUACAGUGGUAUACGAAGCGGCAACGUCGCUCACAGCUCUUACCAGUAAUCCAGUAGCCGUGAAAGCUGCGGCAAGCAAAUUGAUCGAGCUUUGCAUCAAAGAAGCCGACAACAAUGUCAAGCUCAUUGUACUUGACAGAGUUGACCAGCUUAGAAGUCGCAAUGAGGGCGUUUUGGAUGAUCUUACCAUGGAGAUUCUUCGUGUUCUCUCCAGCCCUGACAUUGAUGUUCGGCGCAAAGCUCUCGGUAUCGCCUUGGAAAUGGUCUCGAGCAAGAAUGUUGAAGAGGUCGUCAUGCUGCUGAAGAAGGAACUGGGCAAGACGGUAGAUGAGCAGUACGAGAAGAACAGCGAAUAUCGUCAGCUCGUGAUCCAGUCGAUACACCAUUGUGCCAUCAAGUUCUCCGAGAUUGCUGCUAGCGUCGUCGACCUUUUGAUGGAUUUCAUUGCGGACUUCAACAAUAACUCAGCGGUCGAUGUGAUCUCAUUUGUGAAGGAAGUUGUGGAGAAAUUCCCUAAGCUUCGCGCUUCUAUCGUUGACCGCCUUGUUUCUACUUUGAGCGAAGUCCGUGCUGGAAAGGUCUAUCGUGGUGUACUGUGGGUUGUCGGAGAGUAUUCCCUGGAGGAGAAAGACAUCCGUGAGGCUUGGAAGCGGAUCAGAGCAAGCCUUGGAGAGAUCCCCAUUUUGGCUUCUGAACAGCGACUUCUUGACGAGGUGCCCGAUGAGAGUGCACUCAAAGAGCAAGUCAACGGCCAUGCCAAGCCAUCAGCUCCGACUGGCUCUCGAAAGGUGCUGGCCGAUGGCACGUAUGCCACCGAGAGUGCUUUGACUAGCGAGUCCGCUGCUGCCGCCAGACUUGAGGCAGUCAAGGCUGCUCAAAAGCCUCCUCUUCGUCAGUUGAUCCUCGAUGGUGACUACUACCUAGCAACCGUUCUCUCCUCGACAUUAACGAAACUUGUAAUGCGCCACUCGGAAGUCUCGCAGGAUGUUGCUCGGACGAACGCACUGCGCGCUGAAGCGAUGUUGAUCAUGAUUUCUAUUAUCCGCGUCGGACAGUCCCAAUUUGUCAAGGCUCCCAUUGACGAAGAUUCUGUUGAUCGUAUCAUGUGCUGCGUGCGCUCCCUCAGUGAGUUCUCUCAAAGAAAGGAGCUAGAGACUACCUUCCUCGAAGACACACGCAAAGCAUUCCGUGAUAUGGUACAGGUGGAAGAUAAGAAGCGUGCUGCCAAGGAAGCUGUUGAGAAGGCCAAGACUGCUGUUCAGAUUGACGAUGCGAUUCCCAUCCGGCAAUUCACCAAGAAGUCUGGCCUUGAGGGCGCAGAAGAAAUGGAACUCGACCUGGCCAAGGCUACUGGCGGCGAUUCGACCGUGGAGACUGUGGCCUCGAAAUUGAGCCGAGUUGUGCAGCUUACCGGCUUUUCUGAUCCAGUCUACGCCGAGGCUUAUGUCACCGUCCAUCAAUUUGACAUCGUUCUUGACGUGCUCCUUGUCAACCAGACUCUCGAGACCUUGCAGAACCUAUCUGUUGAGUUUGCCACUCUUGGCGAUCUGAAGGUCGUUGAGCGACCAACCACGCACAACCUCGGACCUCGUGACUUUUUGAAUGUGCAGGCUACAGUCAAGGUGUCAUCCACGGAUACUGGCGUCAUCUUCGGCAACAUUGUAUAUGAUGGAGCGAGCUCGACGGAAACGCAUGUUGUCAUUCUUAACGAUAUCCAUGCAGAUAUCAUGGAUUACAUUCAACCCGCUCACUGCACCGAGACUCAAUUCCGGACGAUGUGGACGGAGUUCGAGUGGGAGAACAAGGUCAACAUCAACUCCAAGGCGAAGAGCCUUCGCGAGUUCCUCAAACAGCUCAUGGAGAGCACCAACAUGGCUUGCUUGACUCCAGAAGCUUCACUCAAGGGAGAUUGCCGGUUCCUGAGCGCCAACCUGUAUGCCCGAAGCGUAUUUGGUGAGGACGCACUUGCAAACCUGAGCAUUGAGAAGGAGGGCGAAGACGGCCCGAUCACAGGAUUCGUACGGAUAAGAAGCCGUUCCCAGGGUCUUGCUUUAAGCCUAGGAUCGCUGAAGGGCCUGAAGGCUUCUGCGGCAUGA